AUUCAUUCUCUCACCCCUAACCUUUCUGUUGGAGACUUCCCCCCAGUGUGACCAAUGUGAAUGAGAAGAAAACUAAAUACUUUAUGUAUGUUAUUUACCUGAUUUAUGUGCACUUGUUUCACUCCAGCUCAGUGUGAGUGUCUGUCACGUUUUGUUGCCAUUUAGAAUUUUUUUUUUCUCAGACUUCAGAAAACUCCUCCAGAGCCACAGAAAACACAUUAAUUAAUAUAUCAAUCAUUCAAUGAGUUGAUCAGACACAGGCUCAGGGACACAAGGAACAUGAUAAAAUAAAAUACCUGGUGAGACCCUGAUCUUCGCCUGCAAAAUAUCCCAGAGAAAGACACAAAAUGAUGCAAAAACAAAGACCUGGAAGAGAAGAACAAGCAGGUGUUUUAUUACUGUAUAUACAAUUCUUAUGUAGAAAUUUUUUUAUUUUUUUUUUGCACACACACACACACACACACAGUGGAGGCAGCUUGCAGGCUAUGAGUAGAUAUUUCCUGAAUAAAAGCGAAUUAGGUUGUAAUCACUCAUCAUACCUGUAAGAUUGUGGGCUUUGAGGAGAGUAACCGCCCUCUGACAGCCAACCACUGACUUUAUAUAAAAGUGAGACUGAAUAAGGAGACAUUACACGACAAUAAUGAUGAGCCAGGUAAAGUGAAGUAAACUUGAGUUGAUGACAACUACACUUGUUACUGCAAGUGCAAUAUAAAGUAAAAGACCAAUAAGCACUUUAUCAAACCACCUGUUCAAUAAGUUGUAGAAAAGUCUUGUUUUCAUCUCUAUUGUUAGUCUCUCUGUAUAUUUUUCCACAACCACAGCGAUGAUGCUGAUAAUAAAUUAUGAGGAAGCUGAAAUGAAAGCUGUGAAGUAUGAAGUAUGUUGUCUAACUGGUUAUUUUAGUUUGCCACAUUAUUUGUGUGAAUUCUAUUUAACUUUACUGGCUGAGACAAACCUGCCACCCACCCACACAUUUUUAUUUCCCUGUAUAUAAUCUGUGUUAAGUAACUGAGCAACAGUCCAUUCAAAGCAUUGUGAUAAAUAGUCAGUACAUCACAGCAGCUUGUCGUUGGUAUUUAUAUUUCUCUGAUCAUUUACUAACUAAUUGAUUUACAUCUGACUGAGCAGGGAGCUGUGGUUCAGAGGAGCAGAGAAUCAUUUUAGCUUAAACAUGUCUUCAUCUCUAUCAACUACGGUGGGAGGUGUGGUGGUGGUCACCCAUGUCCACCCAGCACCUCAGGGUGCUGUACCCAAACAUCCGGUGGGCAUCCAGAAGUUCAGCAGGGCCUCGCCGAUGGCGCUUGGGACAGUUCAGAUCAUGAUCGGCCUGAUGACUCUGCUGUUUGGGAUCGUUAUGGUGGUUCAACCAAAGACAGGGGGAGUUUACAGUGGUAUUUUUGCCUGGGGAGCUGUGAUUCACAUCACAGCUGGAUCUCUGACAGUGGCUGCUGGGAAAUCUCUGAACCGCUGCCUGGUGAACGGCGCUCUGGGUGUCAGCGUCUUAUCAGCAGUUGUUUCCUGUAUUGCAACCAUCCUCCAUUCUGUGGAUGCUACAGGACCGAUCAUAUGCGAUGACUAUCAAUUUGGUCGUGAUGACUGCUUCAGAUAUGAGACUCUGUCCCGAGGGAAUUCAGGGGUUUUGGCUGUGUUCAGUUUCUUGGAGCUCAUUGUUUCAAUCACCGUCGCAGGAUAUGGCUGCUGUGCUUCUUACAGUGCAGAGGAAUCAUCGGUGGUUGUUGUUACUGCAGAUGCUUCACUGACUGCACGUGCCCUGUCCAGUGCACCUCUCCUCACAGAUGGUGACCUAACAGAAGAACCAAACUGCCUCAGUCUCCAGCCUAUACUACAGUCAUCAGCUGAAGAGUCAGUCUAAACUGACCAUCCUGCGUCAAAAUGCUCUUCUAAUCUUAACUGAAAGAUAAUAUAAGAUGAGAAUCUAAAUUCAAUGUGUCAUUCAUAACCCAACAUUUGUAAAACUAAACAUCAGACACGAUUGUGUGUAUGUCUGCUCUCAUGCCAACAAGCUUUGUUAAAAAAAAAAAAGUGCUAUCAUUCAGAGAUGAUUAAACUGUUUGCUAAAGACUGCAGAUGUUUCUCUUUUUACCCAAUGAAGGGAGAGCAGCACAGUAGAGUUGCUUUGUUUAUGAUUGUGCAAAACCUUGCUUGCUUUGAAGGACCAGUGUGUAGGAUUUAGUGGCAUCUAGUGGUGAAAAUACAGAAUGGAACUGAAAAUUAAUUCUCUCACCCCUAACCUUUCUGUUGGAGACCCUGAUCUUCACCUGCAAAAUAUCCCAGAGAGAGACACAAAAAGACCACAAAACACAAAAUGAUGCAAAAAAGAAACCUGGAAGAGAAGAACAAGCAGGUGUUUUAUUACUGUAUAUACAAUUCUUGUCCUAU
This is a messenger RNA of Lates calcarifer (barramundi perch), 2400 nucleotides long. Its product is annotated as membrane-spanning 4-domains subfamily A member 12-like. NCBI's taxonomy places the organism in Eukaryota, Metazoa, Chordata, Actinopteri, Centropomidae. The record is from RefSeq and is a predicted model, not a curated record. The transcript has 7 exons. The coding region runs from base 1172 to 1873 and encodes 233 amino acids. Gene Ontology annotation, cellular component: membrane.